AACUUUGAUCAGCGCUGGGGCUGGGUUCCCGCUGGCCACAGCCUGACCACACGCCCUCUGCCCCUGAGGGAGAGCCAGGCAGCCCGGCCCUGCCUGCCCAGACCCUCACGGAGAUGCUUUCUGGAGCCUGGCGGUGCUGGGCCUCCCUCCUGCUCCUGGCCAGGCUUGCCCAGCCCUGCCCCGUGGGCUGCGACUGCUUUGCCAGGGAAGUGUUCUGCUCGGACGAGAGGCUGGCCGCCAUCCCACUGGACAUGCCACCCCAUGCCACGGCCAUCGUUUUUGUGAAGACCUCGUUCGCCACAGUGGGAACCAGGGCCUUCAGUGGCAGCCCCAACUUGACCAAGGUGGUUUUCCUGAACACGCGGCUCAGCUACCUCGGGCCCGAUGCCUUUGGGGGACUGCCCAGGCUCGAGGACCUGGAAAUCACUGGCAGCACCUUGUCCAACCUCAGCACCCACAUCUUCCCCCAUCUGACCUCACUGGGCAAGUUCACACUCAACUUCAACCUGCUGGAGGCACUGCCCGAGGGUCUCUUUCACGACAUGGAUAACCUGGAGUCCCUCCAGCUGCAGGGGAACCAGUUCCAGACCCUGCCCGGGAUGCUCUUCCAGCCUCUGUCCCGUCUGAGCUCCCUCAACCUUGCACAGAACCACCUGGACCAGCUCCCUGAGGAGCUGUUCCACCCACUCACCAGCCUGCGGACCCUGAAGCUGAGCAGCAACGCUCUGUCUGGCCUCCCCCCAGGUGUGUUUGCCAAACUGGGCAGCCUGCGGGAACUGUUCCUGGACAGCAACUCAAUUUCAGAGCUGCCCCCAGAAGUGUUCUCGCAGCUGUUCAGCCUGGAGAAGCUGUGGCUGCAGCGCAAUGCCAUCGUGCACCUGCCACUCUCUGUCUUCUGCUCCCUGGGCAACCUGACCUUCCUGAGCCUGCAGGGGAAUGCACUGCAGGUGCUGCCUGCUGGCCUUUUUGCCCAGACCCCAGGGCUGGUAGGGCUGUCCCUGUCUCACAACCGGCUGGAGACGGUCGCAGAGGGCUCCUUUGCCAACCUGUCCAGCCUCAGCUCCCUCAUGCUCUCGCAUAACGCCAUCGCCCAUCUACCAGCCGGCAUCUUCAGGGACCUCGUGGAGUUAGUCAAGCUCUACCUGGACAACAACAACCUGACAGCUCUGCACCCAGCCCUGUUCCAGAACUUGUCCAGGCUCGAGCUGCUUGACCUCUCCAGGAACCUCCUGACCAUGGUCCCCCAGGGCACCUUCGAAUUCAACUACAACCUGUUCAACGUCGACCUGCGUGACAACCCCUGGCAGUGUGACUGCCACCUGGCCUACCUCUUCAGCUGGCUGCGCCACUUCAGCGACUGGUUCUUCAACACCCAGACCUACUGUGCGGGCCCCACCUACCUGAAGGGCCAGGCAAUGCCCGCCUUGAAACAGGAGCAGCUGAUGUGCCCCGACACCCGCGACCGCUUGGGCUUCCAGGCCCCGGGGCCAGACUGGAGGGGGCCGGGGGGCGGCUGGGAUCUGGCUGUGGAGGAGAAGGCGUCCCGGAGCCAAUGCACCUAUAGCAACCCCGAGGGCACGGUGGUGCUCGCCUGCAGUGAGGCCCGGUGUCACUGGCUGAAAAUCCAGCUGGCUCCUAAGCAGGGCGUGGGCACCCCGGGACUGAUGCUCAAUGCCAGUCAGGAGUGGGACUUGAGGUCAAGCUGUGGCUCUGUGCGGGUCACCGUGUCGACUGAGGCUCAGGCAGGGGAGGCCUAGGUGCAGGGUACACAGAGCCAGGAGCCCGGGCAGACGGCUUCCAGGCCAGGCCAGGUCAGGUCUGGGGAUGAUGCAAAAGCAAUGGCUUCUCAGAUACAAGGGAUGGGGCUACAUCUCCAAGGGCGGGUGUGUGUGUCAGGCACACUCUUCCCCCAGUCUUCUCCUCUUCCUCUUUCUUCCUUACUCCCCUCUUUGGAGUAAGCACCCCUUUAAAGCUGCUUCAUGGUCUGCGGAAUAAAAUACCCACCCCCAGCCCCUACCCUGGUGUUUUUCUAUGGUUUAAUACCCACUCCUCUCUCAUCUCCACCCUGAAGUUCCAACUGAGAGGUGUAUUCACCCCUGUUCCAAUUAUACAAAACGGAGGCCACCCCCUUCUGACAUCCAGUUCAAAAGCCAAUCGUCUGUUUCAA
Choloepus didactylus (southern two-toed sloth) is the source of this 2167-nucleotide messenger RNA. RefSeq names its product carboxypeptidase N subunit 2 (gene CPN2). NCBI's taxonomy places the organism in Eukaryota, Metazoa, Chordata, Mammalia, Pilosa, Megalonychidae. Bases 114 to 1757 code for a protein of 547 amino acids. The record is from RefSeq and is a predicted model, not a curated record. The transcript is spliced from 2 exons. Gene Ontology annotation, molecular function: protein binding.